Messenger RNA from Exophiala oligosperma, 1712 nucleotides. RefSeq names its product ribosomal protein S10, variant. Gene Ontology annotation, biological process: translation. Gene Ontology annotation, molecular function: structural constituent of ribosome. The transcript is spliced from 2 exons. Gene Ontology annotation, cellular component: mitochondrion; ribosome; small ribosomal subunit. Bases 407 to 1249 code for a protein of 280 amino acids. Lineage: Eukaryota; Fungi; Ascomycota; Eurotiomycetes; Chaetothyriales; Herpotrichiellaceae. The record is from RefSeq and is a predicted model, not a curated record.
GAAAUUCAGACCACUCUUUCAACAGCACCAAUCUAACUCGUGUCGAACGUUGGGCGUUGAGGACUCGUCCAGGGGGUUUGCGAACAGGUGUGCUGCUCGGCUGUCUGGCCACGUCUACCAAGAAUGUCGACGCCGCGUUUCCUGAGGACGGCAAUUGAAGCAUGUCGACCUCAUAAGGUAUGGCAUUCUCUGCGCAAUUGUUUGCAACUCCUGCAAAUCCAUCCCUCCACUCUUUUGUCUGAGAAUCAAAAAUUUUUGGAUUUCAGCCUUCGAGAACUCUAGCUAACCCUCGGUCAUUCAGUCUCUUGCUAUUCGCAGUCACCCUCAAAUCCUUUCUUCGACGAGACGUGAUUUCUCCUCCAACCUCCCACGAUGCCUUCCCGAAGAUAUAACAGCAGGCUUCCCUAUGCCGAAGAUUGGCGUUCACAAGCUUGACGUCGAUGAAGCACCAGAGACCACAGAGACCAAGCCGAAGCGACGGCAAGAAGCUAAAACUAAGAUUCCAAAUGCCACAAAGCCUGCCCGAGCAACGGCUCCGUCUCAAGAGCCAGCCGCUCCCUCCACCAGCUCGUCGUCGUCACCUCCUCCACCUCCGCAAGAUACCGAAGUAAAGAGUGCCCCUACGUCCGAAGGAGCUCCUUCGACGACUACGCAACCUCCCGUCCCUCCAAACGUCCUUGCCGCUUAUCGCACACCUCUGCGCCAUAAGCCAAAAUACGGUAUUCCUGUCGCGCAGCUCCAGCUGCAUUCGUUCUCCGUGCGUAAUUUGCAAUUCUACUCCGACUUCUGCGUCCGAGCAGCGUACUACCUGGGACUUCCAUGCUCGGGUCCAGCUCCGCUCCCGCGAAAGAGAGAGCGCUGGACCGUCCUGAGGAGCAAUUUCGUCCACAAGAAAUCUCAGGAAAAUUUUGAGAGGAUUACAAUGAAGCGACUGAUAACAAUCUACGACGGCGAGUCUAGUGUUGUGGAGACAUGGCUCGCCUUUAUAAGAAAGUGGCAGUUUUAUGGUGUGGGUUUGAAGGCGAAUGUGUGGCAGUGGGAGGAGCUGGAUGUUGCCGGCAAAAUGGACAAGGAAUUCAAGUCCCUUGAAAAGGAUCUCGACGACAAAUUGCGCCUAUUUGGUUUCAACAAGUCUGCAGCUCACAAGACCGAUCUACUCAACCUAAUGGAGAGACAAAAGCACAGACAAGUCGGUGUGCCAAUGAGUGAGAUUCGGGAACAAUCUAGAACGACACAGGAUCCAUUCUAGAAGCAGCAGCAACUCACGAAAAGUUGAGUUGAAGGGCAAGAUGUGGAUAUGUAUGAUGUACAAACAAGAGCGAAGGUCAUUCUAUGGGAUCAGAUAUUCGUCGCGAACACGAUGUCUUGUGAAGUACCUGGAAGCGAAUUUACUGAGCAAAUCCCUACGAUGCAAUACUCGCUCCAUUACCCUCUUUUGGAGGGUUAGCUAGCUAGGCACGGUACUGUAGCAAUAUUGUACGACUACUUUAUAUGUUCGGCAGUUGGCCUGUGCUUGAGUUGCUUCUGAAUGUCCGCUUUUUGGUUGUAUCAGUGGUAUAUACUACUUGGAAACAGCUACAGAAUCACGUCUCGAUAGAAGUGAGUGGAAGAAAAGAUGUGUUCAGCUGGAAACGCUCUCAUUGGGAAACUCCUCUUGGCAAGGCAAACCCAUUUCUACUGUAUAUUCUGAUCAUCCCUAAAUUUCUCCUGCU